Anisakis simplex (herring worm) is the source of this 822-nucleotide messenger RNA. Lineage: Eukaryota; Metazoa; Nematoda; Chromadorea; Rhabditida; Anisakidae. The record is from the annotation of a GenBank genome assembly.
CACUUGGCCAAUGCCCACCAUCACCAUCACUCGAUAAUACCAUCAUCCGUGAACGCCAGCUUGUCGUCGAACAACUCAAAUUCCUCCUCUGUCACUUCAGGUCUAGCAAAUUCAGCUGCUGCCACCCCUCAACAGUAUCGCACACAUGCGGCUGAUUCCCUACAAGCAUUUUUCAAUUCAGGUCUUCCCUAUAAGCUCUAUCAAAAUCAAACAUCACUGAUCUCGGCUGGAGCCGACGCAAUGCGUCCCAGUGCUGCUGCUGCAGCCAGUUUGAUGGCCGGUAUUCCGGGCCCUUCCCUCGUUGGUUUGUGCUUUCAUCUGAUCCCUCCUCUUAGAUCCAUCAUUUCCCAUCUACCGUACCCCAUCUACGGUAACUAUUCACUUGAAGGAGCGAUAUGUGGAAGUGGCACUGCAACCGUCGGUUGCAGCAAUCCGUCGGAGAGACGGAAACAGCGUCGUAUCAGGACGACGUUCACUUCGGGACAGUUAAAGGAGCUGGAGCGGGCCUUCAUGGAGACACAUUAUCCGGAUAUAUACACACGUGAGGAUAUCGCGAUGCGCAUUGAUCUCACCGAGGCGCGUGUUCAGGUUUGGUUCCAGAAUCGUCGUGCAAAAUUUCGUAAGCAUGAGAAGCUGAGAAAACUGAAAGAAGAUGGAAAUAUGGAGUGUGUUGGUGAUGCUAAUCAAGGCGGCAGUGAUGCAGACAACAUCGGCAGAAUACAAAAACGAGAGAGUGAUGAUAGCGAAAGUAAUGCUGAAUUAGCACGCAAUGACGGCACUUCUUCGUCUGCUUCUAUCAGUCUCAAUAGUAUUCUAUCGUAA